Messenger RNA from Oppiella nova, 513 nucleotides. Lineage: Eukaryota; Metazoa; Arthropoda; Arachnida; Sarcoptiformes; Oppiidae. The record is from the annotation of a GenBank genome assembly.
AUGAAAACAAUAACAGCUUUAGUCCUCGUAGUAGGACUGGUAGGUGUCGAUAGUGCUAAGCUGACGACCACACUCGCCAACGGACGGGUAGUGGGCGGUGUGCCGGCCACCGCGGGUCAGGCGCCCUGGCAGGUGUCCAUUCAAGUGAACGGGUGGUUCGGGUGGAGUCACAACUGCGGCGGUUCACUCACCGGCAAACGAUCGGUGGUUACGGCCGCUCAUUGUGUCGAAGGCUAUACAAAGGAUACCCUAAAGAUCCAAUACGGGGGUCUCGAUAGGACUGCAUUGGCCACUGACAACCCAAUCGACACGAUAUUUGAGCAUGAACAGUGGAAUAAAGAGAGCAAGUUCGAUUACGAUUACGCCGUGAUCACCCUGGUCAACGAUAUCCAAGCGACGUCCAAUGUGGGAACCAUUGAGUUGGCACAGACCACACCGGCAGCCGGCACGGCCGCUGACCUGACCGGCUGGGGUCGCACCCAGGGAGGGGCCAGUACUCUACCGACUGACCUA